Messenger RNA from Syzygium oleosum, 1311 nucleotides. Its product is annotated as protein OXIDATIVE STRESS 3 LIKE 1. The transcript has 2 exons. Lineage: Eukaryota; Viridiplantae; Streptophyta; Magnoliopsida; Myrtales; Myrtaceae. The record is from RefSeq and is a predicted model, not a curated record. The coding region runs from base 119 to 955 and encodes 278 amino acids.
ACUCGCGCGCAGCGAAGAACAGCGACGACACGAUCCGAUCCGAUUCGAUCAGUCCGAUCGCCAUUUCCGUCCGCCGCGGAGCUUCGGGAGGGAGGCAGGCAGGAGCGCUCGCGCGCGAAUGGCGGCGGCUAUGUCGGUCGCGCUGCACAGCGGCCGCGGGGUCGAGGUCGAGCCCCCCGGGUUCUCGAUCGGCGCCGUCCGGCCGCCCUCGGCCUUCGAUCCGCCGGAACUCGACUCCUCCGGCGGCGAGGGGGGCGGCGCGGCGGCGGCGAGGCCGGCGCGGAGCAGCUCGUCGUCGUCGUUGUCGUCCUCGAUCGGGAAGGACAGCGACGACACCGGGAACCGGUCGUCGGGGGGAGGGGGGGAGGAGGAGGAGGACGGGGAGGAGCACGAGGUGCAGAGCUUUUACAAGGGGCCGCUGGAGAUGAUGGACGCGCUGGAGGAGGUCUUGCCUAUGAGGAGGGGCAUAUCAAAGUUCUAUGAUGGCAAGUCGAAAUCUUUCACAAGCUUAGCAGAUGCUUCUUCUUCAUCUGUAAAAGAGAUCGCGAAACCUGAAAAUGCCUUUAGCAGAAGGCGCAGAAAUAUGCUCGCAUCCAGUUACACGUGGGACAAAAGCCGCAAUUUCCCUCUUAGAAGCAACAUAGCGGGGAUAUCUAAGAGACCGCUCAGCUCGAGCAAGAGUACAUUGGCCCUGGCGGUCGCUAUGUGCAACUCAGAGAGUUUUAGUUCCACAAGUGAAGACUCUAGUACCAGCUCUGUUUCACGAUCUCCUCCUCGGCUUCCACCUCUUCAUCCGCGUGGGAAGGGUUCUCAUAACCAGAUUGCUUCUCCUCAACGGAAUUUCUCGCCCUGGCGGUCGUACUCCUUAGCUGAUCUGCAGCAAUGUGCAAACCGAUCGAGCUCAGCCGUCUAUGACUCGGUUACUGAAAAAGCUGACUUUGAGGAUAUAGCUUGAGAACUGUAGAUUGUGCUAGGCUCGGUUCGGUUUAGUUUCCAUGAGGUUCAUUCGUGUUCAGGGGGGUGGGCGGGCGGUUGGGGGGGGCGCGGGUUGUAUGGGUUUUAGUCAGGUUUUGGAUACAUGUUCCACUUGUACUAAUUUAUUUCUCUACGAGAGUUUCAGGACAUUGCAAAACUACGAGGUGGGCAGUGCGACCGCUACAUCUGAGGUUCAAAGCCAUUGCCCAUGUAUUUUGCGGGACGAUGGACUGGAAGUUUGUAAAUAUGUUCACUAGCAUCAAAGAAAUUGUAGUCUAUUUGUAAUGCUCGUGUGUUUUCUGCUAAAUCAAAUGCCCUAGGGCUUGUGCUGUUGAA